Rhipicephalus sanguineus (brown dog tick) is the source of this 1509-nucleotide messenger RNA. Its product is annotated as putative nuclease HARBI1. The transcript has 3 exons. Lineage: Eukaryota; Metazoa; Arthropoda; Arachnida; Ixodida; Ixodidae. The record is from RefSeq and is a predicted model, not a curated record. Bases 218 to 1393 code for a protein of 391 amino acids.
CGCUCGCGCAUUUGAAAUACUGGCGGUGAUUACCAGCACCCGUGGAUUCCGAUCUGCGCUUUUGCGGCCAGUUUGUUCAAACGUUCCGGCGGCUUUUCUGAAAGCAGGUCUGUCCACUGUUGUCCUUAGCACACUUGCAACCCAACGACCCAACUUGCAUCUCCGCCCGAACCACACUAAUCUUCGCGCAGCCCUCCAUCGCCACUUGUUGACACCAAUGAAUUCGCACAAGCGCCAGUUUCUAGCAUUAGCAGCGGUUCUCCUGGCUAACGUGGAAGACGACGACAUUUUCCUCCAAGCCGCAAAGCGCCACAAGAAGGAGAACGCGGGCAAAAAGGAGCCCGCCGCAGCGAGCAAGCAGCUUCUCGUCACCCGGCUGAAUGCUGGUCCGCACGAUUACAUGGACCUGCUGUGUGUAAGCAGGGAACAGUUCCUGCAUCUGAUGUCUCGUGUGCGUAUGGGCAUCGUGAAGGACAAGACUGUCGCAAACCGUCACGUGUCGGCACAGACGAGGCUUCAAGUGACGCUGCGGUAUCUGACGUCGGGAGAGUUGCCCGAGUCGCUGAGAGACCAGUUCAAGCUGGGGCGUGCAGACGUGGGUGCCCUCAUCCAAAAGACGUGCAAUGUAAUUUACAAGGAACUGAAAGAUGACUUCAUGAGGGCGCCCAAGAGCGAAGAAGACUGGAAGGAAGUAGCAAGACUUUUCAACGACAAAUGUAGCAUCCCAAACUGCGUUGGUGCGCUCGGCGGAAGACACGUGGUGAUCAAGGCACCGGCGAAGUCCCGGGCAGUCUACACGAAUUCUAAGAACACGUUUAGCCUGAUUCUGUUUGCUGUCGUGGAUGCCAACGGCAAGUUCAUCUACACUGACGUUGGUGCAGCGGGAGCCCAGGGAGGCAACGAGGUGUGGCAAAUGACAGAUCUGCAGAAGGCCAUAUACAGCAACAAGGCUCAGCUGCCAGAAGCCAUCAAGGUGGAAAGCUCUCCCGACGUCCUUCUGCCACCAGUGUUCAUAGCGGACGACACGUUGCCCCUUGAAAGGCAUGUGAUGAAGCCCUUCAUAGGAUCCAACCUCACACAAGAGAAGAGAGGGUUCAAUGAAAGGUUAGCAAUGGUCCAGCAGGUUGCGAACGAUGCCUUCGGGGCGAUGGAAAGUCGCUUCGGGUGCCUCCGAACUGUCAUCCAAGAGAAACCCGAGAGGGUUGCCGCCAUUGUGAACGCAACCUGCGUGCUUCACAACUUCUUGGGCAACCACGUGCCUUCUCCUCCGGGUGCCAGUGCCAAGGCAAGCAGCGGCACUGAGGUGUUCUUCGGCUUCCCUUCGUCGUGCGGAAACACUUCAGUGGACGGGUGUGCCACGAGAGACGUCUUAACAGCAUUUUUCAAGAGCUGAGAGAUCAGUUGCUGCGCCGCGGCUAGACGGAGGUUGUGUAUUUAGUAAGUUAUGACGAUACCUUUUAGAUGCGUUGAAGAGGUUUGACGCAAAAAUAAAGCAGUGUUCAAACAGCU